Molecule: messenger RNA, 1080 nt
Organism: Jatropha curcas
Lineage: Eukaryota; Viridiplantae; Streptophyta; Magnoliopsida; Malpighiales; Euphorbiaceae
Source: RefSeq, a predicted model, not a curated record
AUUUCUCUUUCCCUCUCGCCUCACUCUUCGUAUUUUCUCUCUCAACACGCCUCUUUUUGUUUUUCGCUCUCCCUCUCUAUAGGCUUUUCCUCGUCAAACAAACACGCCCUAUCUUCUUUACACUUCACUGUUUAAAACAUAAUCUUUUACUUAGAUUUUGUUUGUCUCCUUGGAAACUCAAAACUGUUUCAUAAUGGACCAAGAGUCUACAGAGAACAAGGAUACCUGCAACAGGAAGCGAGUUAGGGCUGAUGACUCAGAAUCUAACUCGUCUAAGUUGAAACUCAUCUGUCUUGAAUCGGCUCUUAACUCGGGUGAUUUGGAUACAAACCAUGUCGACUCGGGUAAAAAUAGUGAAAACGAGGUUGCUUCGAAUGACUCGGGUGUUAACUCGCCUGAAGCGAAGCGGAUCCAAGAUGAUUUGCUUAACAUUUUUGAUGAGUCGGAUGAUCCGAUGAUUCAAGGCCUUGACUCAGUUAUUAGAAGCUUUGAAGAAGAAAUCCUUGUUCCGUCCGGUCCCAAUACCGAGGUUUCGGAUGUGACGACUUACGGCGGUGGUUCCCAGCCGGACCUCGGUUACCUUCUGGAAGCCUCAGAUGACGAGCUUGGCUUGCCGCCGACGUUCUCCGGCGAGGAAGAAAAGGUCAGUGCUGUAGAUUUGGAUCCCGAAUUAAGCGCAUCUGGUGCGACUGGUUUCGGAAAUAUGGCAGGCUUCGAGGAUGACAUACCGAGUUACGACUCGUUUGGGUUCGGACUCGGGGGUGACUCCGAUAGUAAUAGUUACAACGUUAGUUAUAAUGACGGUGGAGAUUUUGUCUCCUUAGGUGGAUUGUUUGAUUACGCGGACGAGAACUAUGUGCCGGCCGAUAUAUCGGCUGUGCAGUGGCAGCCCGAGUCACUAUCUGCCUUGUAGGUUUAAAAAAUGACACAGGGAGGAAGAAACGUUUUGUUGUAUCCGGAAUUUUGACGGAAAACGAGACGAUUCCAUGCAAAUUCGUUGUCCAUAUUAGGUUGUAAAUUUGGAAUUUUGCAAGACAGGAAAGGGAAUUAAAAUUGGAAAUAUAUUUGUUCUUUUAAUUA